Messenger RNA from Pelobates cultripes (western spadefoot toad), 5416 nucleotides. NCBI's taxonomy places the organism in Eukaryota, Metazoa, Chordata, Amphibia, Anura, Pelobatidae. The record is from the annotation of a GenBank genome assembly.
GGGUAUAAAUAGAGGGCGCUGUGGCGCAGCGCUUAGUUUGUUUCGCGUAAUCUCAGAGUACAGAAGCUAUAUCGAGUCGAGUGUUGGUUCCUCGAGUUUUGUUUCUUUAUACGAGGUAAGGUUUCGUUUAGGUUUUAUUUAUUCUUUACAGAGGGAAUUUUUUUUUUUUACAUCAAUUAAGAACACAGCUGUUUAAAAAAAAAAUAUAUAUUUUUUUUAAUUUUCUUUUUUUAAAUCAGGAGUUCUUGAGUUAUAUUUUAAGCCAUAUUGUAAAUAGCGCGUUUUUAGGCUUUUUACAUUAGUUCGGAAGCCAUUGCCAGUCUUUAUAGUUCUAGCCCAGCCUCGGCUAUGAUGUAGUUUAGCCAUGGCAAAGCAUCAUGGGAGUUGAAGUUUCCCCUGAGCUGCUGAUGUCCACCUGGUCUCUGUAGUUAGCUGUAAGUACACUGAUCAUUGUGUGAGGCCUUAGGUUGUUGGGAGUGUGAUUACUUCUCGAGCCUGGCUCCUGGUAUUGAGUUGACUGUAAUUUAUGGUCAGAUUUUACACUGUGUGUGUGUGUGGGGGGGGGGAGGGGAGGCUAUGGGUAUUAAGAGAAAUGAUUGGAAAUGUUGCACUGGCUGCAUUGAGUGGGUAUUCAGGAUGUUAUUUUAUUUAUUUAGCACCAUCAGAUAUAUGGGUACAGGGUACUAGAUAUGUGGUGAUUUAAAUUAUUAGUAUCUUACACUCCUUCUCAAGAAUAGUUUUUUUUUAAACCAUGUUUUAGAAAUCACAAGGAAGAUAUGAAUGACAUUGGCAGCUGUUACUGUUGAUUAAAAUCGGUUUCAUUAUUUGCAUAUGGCCCUUAGCUGUUGAACAAUAUAUCAAGUUACAGCUGGAGUACUAGACUUCUCCAUCACUGACUUACAUGCACAGUAACCAUGAUUGUGUUGACAUCUGUUAUGCAAGUUACCUAGAAAGAAUUGUAGCCAGAGGUGUUUCUAUCUAGACUUGUGCAGUGAAAUGUUCUUUCACGCCUAAUGGUUAUUCGCAGAUCUUGCACAUCUACUUGGUGAGAUGUAGCUGGUGGCAUAAAACUUCAUAGGUAAAAUGUGGUUAGAAAUUUACAUACUGCUGACUUAUCUAAAACUCACCCCAGUGUCACCCAUAGUCCUAAGUUUAUGGCUGGCUGACCCAAACAUGCGAAAGUCCGCACUUGACCCUGCAACUGUUUGUCUUAAUCAGCUGUCCUGGUCCUUAGCCAACAUUUAGGGUUCAAGAGUGAGAUGCUAAUUAGUAUAUUAUUCUGUGGUAUGCUGUUUAACUCUCAGCUUAAUAUAGCUAACCAAAUUCUCCUGGUGGCACCCAGAGAAGUUAUUGUUUAAAUAUAAAAAUGGCUUAAUAAUUACACCAAAGUCUGCCCUAGGAGAUUCCUGGUAAUUGUAAGCACAAUAGGCAACGCUUUUGUAGUUAUCAAUUUUUUUUUCUUGAGUAACCUUUGUAGGUUUUUUUGUACGCUUAACUUUAAUGUGGUAAUUUUAAAGAAUUCCAGAUUAUAUUUUUUCUAAAUACGCAUUUAUAUCUUGUACUUUUUUAAUAUAACGGCCAUUGAGUGACUUUUAUGCUGUUAUUGGCUCUUAACGUAAAGCUUCUAUGCCGUCUAUCACUACAGCAGAGAAUGCCACGUUAAAAAAGUUGAACUAUUGCAUGACAGCUAAUGUUGUCUGCAAAUCGUUUUAUUGUCGACAUGUCCAUGAAACUGCUGUGGGUUGGUUUUAAAAGGGACUAUCUUCCCAGGUGUUUUUUUGUUUUUGUUUACUAGGACUCCUGUUUAAUGAAUAGUGUGAAGGUGAAGGUGUGAAACUGAUCAGUUAACACUGUGCUUUACACCUGGCUGUCAACUAUACAGAUAAGAGGGGAGAUUAAAUAAUGCUAUUUAUUCUUACUUUGCCUUGUCUGAUCUGGAUUAUUUUGCUAACUUUUAACAAAUUUAAGAGAACCAGAUUUAUUGGGUGUUAACACAAGUGACAGUAGCAUUUUAUUGUGGUAAGUAUAUGAAUACAUGUGCAAUAAAGAGUAUAUUUAGUUUGAUUUAUACAUUGCAAAUUAGUAUAGUUUUAUAAUGCCUAAUGAUCCAUUCUGUUUACUUUUAGGACAAUAUGCAGAUCUUCGUAAAAACCCUCACUGGCAAGACCAUCACACUAGAAGUAGAACCAAGUGACACAAUAGAGAAUGUCAAAGCAAAGAUCCAAGACAAAGAAGGCAUUCCUCCAGACCAGCAGAGAUUGAUCUUUGCAGGCAAGCAGCUUGAAGAUGGUCGCACUCUCUCUGACUACAAUAUUCAGAAAGAAUCCACACUGCACUUGGUCCUUCGUCUGAGAGGUGGUAUGCAGAUCUUCGUAAAAACCCUCACUGGCAAGACCAUCACACUAGAAGUAGAGCCAAGUGACACAAUAGAGAAUGUCAAAGCAAAGAUCCAAGACAAAGAAGGGAUUCCUCCAGACCAGCAGAGAUUGAUCUUUGCAGGCAAGCAGCUUGAAGAUGGUCGCACUCUUUCUGACUACAAUAUUCAGAAAGAAUCCACACUGCACUUGGUCCUUCGUUUGAGAGGUGGUAUGCAGAUCUUUGUAAAAACCCUCACUGGCAAGACCAUCACACUAGAAGUAGAGCCAAGUGACACAAUAGAGAAUGUCAAAGCAAAGAUCCAAGACAAAGAAGGCAUUCCUCCAGACCAGCAGAGAUUGAUCUUUGCAGGCAAGCAGCUUGAAGAUGGUCGCACUCUCUCUGACUACAAUAUCCAGAAAGAAUCCACACUGCAUUUGGUCCUUCGUCUGAGAGGUGGUAUGCAGAUCUUCGUAAAAACCCUCACUGGCAAGACCAUCACACUAGAAGUAGAGCCAAGUGACACAAUAGAGAAUGUCAAAGCAAAGAUCCAAGACAAAGAAGGCAUUCCUCCAGACCAGCAGAGAUUGAUCUUUGCAGGCAAGCAGCUUGAAGAUGGUCGCACUUUCUGACUACAAUAUUCAGAAAGAAUCCACACUGCACUUGGUCCUUCGUCUGAGAGGUGGUAUGCAGAUCUUCGUAAAAACCCUCACUGGCAAGACCAUCACACUAGAAGUAGAGCCAAGUGACACAAUAGAGAAUGUCAAAGCAAAGAUCCAAGACAAAGAAGGCAUUCCUCCAGACCAGCAGAGAUUGAUCUUUGCAGGCAAGCAGCUUGAAGAUGGUCGCACUCUCUCUGACUACAAUAUCCAGAAAGAAUCCACACUGCAUUUGGUCCUUCGUCUGAGAGGUGGUAUGCAGAUCUUCGUAAAAACCCUCACUGGCAAGACCAUCACACUAGAAGUAGAGCCAAGUGACACAAUAGAGAAUGUCAAAGCAAAGAUCCAAGACAAAGAAGGCAUUCCUCCAGACCAGCAGAGAUUGAUCUUUGCAGGCAAGCAGCUUGAAGAUGGUCGCACUCUUUCUGACUACAAUAUUCAGAAAGAAUCCACACUGCACUUGGUCCUUCGUCUGAGAGGUGGUAUGCAGAUCUUCGUAAAAACCCUCACUGGCAAGACCAUCACACUAGAAGUAGAGCCAAGUGACACAAUAGAGAAUGUCAAAGCAAAGAUCCAAGACAAAGAAGGCAUUCCUCCAGACCAGCAGAGAUUGAUCUUUGCAGGCAAGCAGCUUGAAGAUGGUCGCACUCUCUCUGACUACAAUAUCCAGAAAGAAUCCACACUGCACUUGGUCCUUCGUCUGAGAGGUGGUAUGCAGAUCUUCGUAAAAACCCUCACUGGCAAGACCAUCACACUAGAAGUAGAGCCAAGUGACACAAUAGAGAAUGUCAAAGCAAAGAUCCAAGACAAAGAAGGCAUUCCUCCAGACCAGCAGAGAUUGAUCUUUGCGGGCAAGCAGCUUGAAGAUGGUCGCACUCUCUCUGACUACAAUAUUCAGAAAGAAUCCACACUGCACUUGGUCCUUCGUCUGAGAGGUGGUAUGCAGAUCUUCGUAAAAACCCUCACUGGCAAGACCAUCACACUAGAAGUAGAGCCAAGUGACACAAUAGAGAAUGUCAAAGCAAAGAUCCAAGACAAAGAAGGCAUUCCUCCAGACCAGCAGAGAUUGAUCUUUGCAGGCAAGCAGCUUGAAGAUGGUCGCACUCUCUCUGACUACAAUAUUCAGAAAGAAUCCACACUGCACUUGGUCCUUCGUCUGAGAGGUGGUAUGCAGAUCUUCGUAAAAACCCUCACUGGCAAGACCAUCACACUAGAAGUAGAGCCAAGUGACACAAUAGAGAAUGUCAAAGCAAAGAUCCAAGACAAAGAAGGGAUUCCUCCAGACCAGCAGAGAUUGAUCUUUGCAGGCAAGCAGCUUGAAGAUGGUCGCACUCUUUCUGACUACAAUAUUCAGAAAGAAUCCACACUGCACUUGGUCCUUCGUCUGAGAGGUGGUAUGCAGAUCUUCGUAAAAACCCUCACUGGCAAGACCAUCACACUAGAAGUAGAGCCAAGUGACACAAUAGAGAAUGUCAAAGCAAAGAUCCAAGACAAAGAAGGCAUUCCUCCAGACCAGCAGAGAUUGAUCUUUGCAGGCAAGCAGCUUGAAGAUGGUCGCACUCUUUCUGACUACAAUAUUCAGAAAGAAUCCACACUGCACUUGGUCCUUCGUUUGAGAGGUGGUAUGCAGAUCUUUGUAAAAACCCUCACUGGCAAGACCAUCACACUAGAAGUAGAGCCAAGUGACACAAUAGAGAAUGUCAAAGCAAAGAUCCAAGACAAAGAAGGCAUUCCUCCAGACCAGCAGAGAUUGAUCUUUGCAGGCAAGCAGCUUGAAGAUGGUCGCACUCUUUCUGACUACAAUAUUCAGAAAGAAUCCACAUUACACUUAGUACUUCGUCUGAGGGGUGGUUGUUGAGCACAUACUGACUUUUUUCAUGUUGAUUGAAAUGUUUGUUGCAUUAUCUUCAUUGCUCACCCAAUUGAAAAAUGUUUGUCAAAUAAACGUUUCUUGCAUAUAAUAGUUUCAUUGUUUCAUUCAAAACAAUAUUUAGCAAUGUUAGCUACUUUGUAGUUGGGAAUCAUAACCCUCCUGACUACACUGAUCAUGGCAUAUAUCAGUGUUUCUUAAAUAUAUCAAGAACUGCAAACCUUUUUUGGGCAUUAUGACUUAUCUACUUUUCUGGAAUGUCUGUAAAGCCUGAGUUUUUGGUCUUGGGAGAGGUUUGAGAAGCACUUUAAUAUGUCAAUAUUUGUAGGUCUUAGUCUUUAUUAUCCUCUUGUUUAGUUAUGCACAGCUUUUGUUGGAUGCUUAGUUGAUUUUUUUUUUUUUUUUUUUUACUAAUUAGGUUAAUUGUUGCCUUAAAGUUAGUGAAUUUUAACAUUAUGGAAGUGUAAACAUACUGUGACAAUAGGACAGCAGUCGAUAACAGAUAAUAAAUAUAUAGUGCAGAUGGUAAUGC